UGUCGCAGUCUAAUAGAGGCUGGGAGGGAUGUGACGCUCUGCCGGCGCAGGUCCUCCGUUGAGCAGAAGGGCUUUCCCUUCCUCUUCCACCUCCGUUUCGUGGAGAAUGGGACAAACCCGGAACUCUGGCCUGAGAGCAGUUCAGGCGGUGAAAGCGUUGCUCAUCCUCUUCUCACAGCAACGGCGCGGAGAAGGAGCCCAAUGGAGCUCACGGAGGUCGACUUGGGCGACGACAGGGAGGGCGCUGGAGCAGAAACGGGCAGAUGCGUUGCGGAGCUGCCUGCUCGGAGCAGAGUAAGCAGCAACGCGGGCAGCCUGGUGGAGGAGGAAGAGCCGGAGCAGGAGCCCGGCCGGAGCAGAAGGGGCAGCCGCGCCUCCUCUCUGGUGAGUGGGCUGCUAACCGAACUCUACAGCGUGGCGCGCGUUCGCCAUCGCGACAGCGUAGACAGUUCCACGGAGGCGUCCGCCGGCUCCGACGCCUUCCCCGGGGGGAGAGGCAGCAGCGCUGAAUCCCGCGUCCUGCAGGAGCUGCAGCUGAACUCGGGUCAGCGGCACCAGAGGAAGUACCUGGCUCAGAAAGAUAUUAGUGAACUGACAACAGUAAUACGGGAGUUGAAUUAUAGAAUUUGUGUUCAGUCAGCCAAACUGCUUCGCCUUCUGAAACAAAAGGACAGACUUUUACAUAAAGUCCAGAGGAACUGUGAUAUUGUAACAGCCUGUUUACAGGCCGUUUCCCCCAAACGACGAGUGGACACAAAGUUGAAGUUUACACUUGAGCCAUCAUUAGGUCAGAAUGGUUUUCAACAGUGGCAUGAUGCUCUCAAAGCAGUGGCUAGGCUGUCUACAGGAAUUCCAAAGGACUGGAGAAGAAAGGUUUGGCUCACUUUGGCAGAUCACUAUUUAAAGAGUAUAGCGAUUGACUGGGAUAAAACUAUGCGUUUCACUUUCAAUGACCGAAGUAAUCCUGAUGAUGAUUCCAUGGGAAUACAGAUUGUGAAGGAUCUUCAUCGAACUGGAUGCAGUUCUUAUUGUGGCCAAGAGGCAGAACAAGACAGAGUGGUAUUGAAAAGAGUUUUAUUGGCUUAUGCCAGGUGGAAUAAAUCUGUAGGAUAUUGUCAAGGUUUUAACAUCCUUGCUGCUCUCAUCCUGGAAGUAGUAGAAGGCAAUGAGGGAGAUGCAUUAAAAAUAAUGAUUUACUUAAUCGAUAAAGUGCUGCCUGAUAGCUAUUUUGUCAAUAAUCUGAAAGCACUGUCUGUUGACAUGGCAGUAUUCCGAGAUCUUCUGAGAAUGAAGCUUCCUGAGUUGUCCCAGCAUUUGGAUACUCUCCAAAAAGCUGUCAACAAGGAAAGUGGAGGUGGGUAUGAACCUCCACUUACAAAUGUCUUCACUAUGCAGUGGUUCCUGACCCUGUUUGCUACAUGCCUUCCUAACCAUACAGUUUUAAAAAUUUGGGAUUCUGUAUUCUUUGAGGGGUCAGAAAUUAUACUGAGAGUAGCACUGGCUAUUUGGGCAAAACUAGAAGUGCAGGUCAAUUCUUGUGAAACUGCAGAUGACUUCUAUGGCACCAUGGGAAAAUUAACACAGGAGAUGCUGGAAGAUAAACUAAUUGAUAGUAAUGAACUCAUGCAGAUGGUUUAUUCUAUGGCCCAGUUCCCCUUCCCUCAACUAUCUGAAUUAAGGGAGAAAUAUACAUACAACAUUACACCAUUUCCUGCUACGGUCAAAUCAACUGCAAGCCGACUGGGAAAAAUAAAAGACAGUGAUGAGGAAAAUGAAAUAGACGAUGAAGACUCCAUAGCAAAUGUUAUUGGAUGUCUUGGACCAUUUAGUGGAUUUUUGGCUCCAGAACUACAGAAGUAUCAAAAGCAUUUCAAAGACCAUAAUCAAGAGCAAAGUUUAGGCUCCAGCAACAUUGCAGAACUAAGUCCUGGUGCAAUAAAUGCUUGUCGAAGUGAAUAUCAUGCAGCUUUUAACAGUAUGAUGAUGGAACGUAUGACCACUGAUAUCAAUGCAUUGAAAAGACAGUAUUCUCGGAUAAAAAAGAAGCAGCAACAGCAGGUUCAUCAUGUGUACAUCACAGCAGGGUAUGAAGAUGAUGACCUUGGGAUAGUUUUAGAUCCCAGGGACCAGCUGAAUAAUGAUAAAGGUCCAGUUACCAGUCUUAUGCCUUCUCAGGUGAAUCAUUCUCCAGUAAUCAAUCAUCUUCUGCUAGGGAAGAAGAUCAAACAAACCAGCAAGUCUGCCAAAAACAGUGUUCCAAGCCACACUGGGGGAAAGUUGUUACCAGGUCCACAUGAAGAUAUUAAAGCAAAGCUAAAUUCUCCAUGGCGCACUCACAUGAGAGUACACCGAAAGAACAUAGCGCGAGCCAAAGGCCAUCUGGGCUAUGGAGAUACAAUAGGACUAAUAGAGGAGCAGAGUGAACGUGGGAAAACUAGCAGUAUUAAUACAAAAGAUGAAACUGCAAAUAAAUUUAAAACUAUGGAAGGUGAUGGGAACAUUUCAAUAGAUGGACAAUCUCCUGAACCAACUUAUAAAGAUAACAAUUCCAGUGUCUAUGUAUCAGAGGUCCAGCAGAAGUUGGAAAUCUUGGAACUUACACAGAAUAGUGGAGAUGGUACUGAAGAUGAAACACACAGUUCUGCGUUGCCAAGUUUAGCCAAUGACAGUGGAAUAGUGGCAAAAUCCUGCACUCCUAAGCCACAUGUCUUUUGCCCUUUCCCUAGUGUCAAACCACUCAGAAAAUCAGCUGCAGCCAGAAAUCUCGGAUUGUAUGGCCCAAAUGAAAGAACCCCAACUGUACACUUCCCACAGAUGAGUAGGAGUUUUAAUAAGCCUACAAAUGGUAACAGUGGGUCUAAAAAACGAUGAUAUGUAAAACAACCGGCACUUCAUUAGUAUAAUUGUUGUAUACCAUUAUUGUAGGUUUUAUUAUGCUUUAUGCUUCCAAAGGGAUUUCUAAUUAAUUUGGAAUAAUGAAGAGACACCACUUAUGUAUAUAUUAUACAAAAAUAAUUGGUUUUUUUUUGAAAAUGUAGAACUACAUAGUGGCAUAAUUCUUGUUCACAUUAAAAAUUGUCUUGCAGCAUGAGAAAUGUUUGCCAUAGAAAAGAACUUUAGAAAGUUUAAUUUUAAACCAUUCAGUCAAGAAUUCUCAAAUACUUGAAGGGCAAUUUUUAACUUUAUUCACAUCCAAAAAUGUUACCAAGACUUCCAAUGACUUACUAACAGACAUCCUUAUCAACUUAGAAGAAAAGUACUUGUCAUCUGUAUUCUAAAGCCUAAUAUAUUUAAGCAUCUGCAUUUUCAGUUUUUUACCAUUGCUAAUUUUUUUACAUAAUUUUAUCAGGCUAAGAGAGAUGUUAACACACUGUAUUUUUUACUUAUCCUGGGUGACUAAUUAUUUUUAGUAAGUCACAAUGAGUGUAGGAAGACAUUUUUACAUCUGGUUCUUUUUAUCAUUACUGUUUUCAGCAGCAGUUGCUGUUACAACUAAUGUUCUUGGCCUAAUCCUAGAUUACUUAAAUUUAAAUUAAGGGAACUUAUUCCCAGAUAAGUGAAUAAAAGGAUACCUGACAACCAACCAAUCUUCCUUAAGUCAGAUUCAGUGUAAUGCUUUCCCUAAUGUGUCAGCUUGCCAGUUAAGCGAAGUCAUGUUUGUGUCUGUGUACUUUUUAAAGUACUUUUGGCAGCUAAGGGUUUUAACCAGUUUUUUCCAUACAUUGCUACUUCUGUCCACACUUGUAGUGAAAUGAUUAUUUGAUUCAAAUGCAUGAAGAGUUUGAAUCUGGUGUAGACAUUGAAGUAUAAAACAGAAUGAGGAACCUGUGUCUUUUUACUAAAAUGCGGUUCCAACAGUCUCAUUAUUAGCUACCGUAUGUUGCUCUGAAGUAGCAAGAAAAGGAGCUUUUUAGAUGUUUCUGAACUACAAGUUCUCAGCUCAUGAUAUAAAGACUGUUAAAAUGCUUAAGUCUGGCAAGUAUUAUAAAAUGUGGGAUUUUUUCCUUGUUGACAUUUUUAAAACAAAACUUUUUAUUUUUAGUGCUAAUUGAUCAGAAGUGUGUAGAUAGACAAUCACAGAAAAGUUUUCUAUGCUGCCCAAAAUACAGGCAGUCCUCAACUUACAACAGCUUAUUUAGUGACCAUUCAAAGUUACAACAGUCCUGAAAAAUGUGAUUUAUGACCAUUUUUCAUAGUUACGACCUUUGCAGUAUCCCCAUGGUCAUGUGAUCAAAAUUCAGAUGCUUGGCAACUGGUUCAUAUUUAUGAGCGUUGCUGUUUUCCAAGGUCAUGGGAUCACCUUUUACAACCUUCUGAUAAGCAAAGUCAAUGGGGAAGCCAGAUUCACUUAUUGUUGCUAACUUAUCAACUGCAUUGAUUCACUUAACUGUGGCAAGAAAGGUUGUAAAAUGGAGGGAAAAAAUCAACAAAAGUCUCACUUAACGAAUUUUGGGCUCAAUUGUCAUAAGUCAAGGACCACCUGUACUCAAUUUUUGGUCUGGUGAAAGGUAAGAUAGGGAGACUAUUUUAGAAAAAUAGUACAUAGAAAAUAUUCUGUUUUGUCCCUUGAGUACACUAUGCAAAACAUUUGUAUUUCUAACUACUUAAAAUUUGCAGUAAAGCAAAUAAAUUAAUAGCAACAUGCUGGAAGAGUUAUCUUUCUGAAACACUUUGUAUGAGUUAAAUAAGAACAUUAGAAACUUACCUCAUAAAAUAGUUCUUGGGACAGAAUAUUUGUGGACUGUUAAUGCAAUCAAAAUAAUAAGUGCUGUAAUUAUUUAAUAAUAAUGAAACACAGUUGGUAAUAGAUGUAAGUCUUCAGCCUAAGAGUACAAACAGAAGAAAAAGAAUGAUGAUUCAGCCCUACAGGUUGGUCAGAUGCAAAAGGUGUCCUAGUCUGUGUCUUCCUCAACAAUUGAAUAUAUCUUAGAAUAAGCACUAGGUUACUUUACAGUUAACAGAUUAAAGGAUUAUUGUUAACCAUCACAUUAUACAGGAUAAGAGAAUCCUUAAGGCAUCUGUAUAAUAGUUAUUAUGAUUAUGAAUGCAUUUAAGUUUUAUAUUCUAUUUAUAUUCUAAAUUCAGAUAAGCAUACCCAGUCUAAUAAAAAAAACUAAUUAAAAAGAGAA
This is a messenger RNA of Ahaetulla prasina, 5129 nucleotides long. It is a transcript of the gene TBC1D30, whose product is annotated as TBC1 domain family member 30. NCBI's taxonomy places the organism in Eukaryota, Metazoa, Chordata, Lepidosauria, Squamata, Colubridae. The record is from RefSeq and is a predicted model, not a curated record. The transcript is spliced from 14 exons. Bases 202 to 2871 code for a protein of 889 amino acids. Gene Ontology annotation, cellular component: endoplasmic reticulum.